This is a messenger RNA of Eimeria maxima, 924 nucleotides long. Its product is annotated as RNA binding motif-containing protein, putative. The record is from RefSeq and is a predicted model, not a curated record. Lineage: Eukaryota; Apicomplexa; Conoidasida; Eucoccidiorida; Eimeriidae. The coding region runs from base 1 to 924 and encodes 307 amino acids. The transcript has 4 exons.
AUGGGGAAGACAAAACCCUUGGAGGAGGCGGUGGAUAGAAAGAAGGAAAAGAAGAAAAAGAACAAAGGCGAUAAACAACUACAGCAGCAGCAAGAGCAGCAGCAGCCAGAGCAGCAGCAGCAGCAACAGUCAAAGUCGGCCGCUGAGAGCUCCCCAUACACUCCAGGGACUUUGGCCUCCCUUAUCCAAUCUGCAGCAGCAGCAGCAACAGCAGCAACAGCAGCAGAAAGCAGCAACGAGGAGUCCCCUAAUAUAAAUAAAAAGAAGAGGGAAAAGAAAGAAGAAGAAAAUGGGCAGAAAAAGAAGCAAAAGGUAAAUGCAGCAGCAGCAGCAGCAACAGCAGCAGCAGCAGCAGACGAAGAAGAAGAUGAAAAGCUGCAGCAAUUAAGGGCUCUCUUUGACAGACCCACCCAGCAGCAGCACUCCAUCUUCGCAACACCCCAUAGCAGCAGCAGCAGCAACAGCAGCAGCAGCAGCAGCAGCGGAGAUGCUGCGGCCCUGGCGGGUGGCCAAGGCGAGAAGCGGAGAAGCCUACGUGCUGGUGUAGCAGCAGCAGCAGCAGCUGCUGCUGCUGCAAAAGCAGCAGAAAAAGCAGAAUCAUCUACAUCCCCUGACAGUGAUCCAAAUACAUCAACAGAAGCAGCAGCAGAUGCAGCAGCAGCAGCAGCAGCAGCAGAAACAAGAGAAGAAAGGAAUAGUCGUACUUUAUUUGUUGGUAAUUUACCUCUUCGUGAUAAAUUUAAGCCAAUUGAGGUGUACAGACACCUCAAUAUACCGAAAACAGAAGUUGAAUCCGACUAUGAUUCACAGAAUGCUUAUAUUGUAUUAAAAAGCAAAGAAUUAUUGGAUAAUAUAUUAAAGCAAAAGGCAGCCCAUUCGGUGUUGCUGCUGCUGCUGCUGCUAUUUUUGUUAUAUUUAUUAUGA